GAGGGCAGGGGCAGGGUAGCCCAACUCUGCCUUCCACCCCAACCGCGGUCAGAACACCGCCCGCGCCGCGGUGGAGGCGGCCCACUCCCCCCACCCACACCUCCGCGCCGCGCCCCUUCACAUCGGGAGCGGUGCGCCCACUACCGUCUCUCACACGGUUAGCAUGCGCGCCGCACCCUAAGCCGCCCACCCCAGGGCGGUGCCCCGACUCACUACCAAACAAAAAAAAGCACCAUUCAUUAUUAUGCCCUCCUCCCUCUUCCCUUACCACCACCACUUCCUCCUCUCUCCCCCUUUUCCCUAACCACCUCCACCUCCUCCGCCACCCACUCCUCCGUGAUGGCCGCCACCUCCAGCUCCUCCCCCAAGAAGGACCCUCCCUCCCCCGCCGCCCUCGCGGCCGCCGCCUCCGCCGCCGCCGCGGCCACCGGAUCGCCUUCCGUUUCCCCGUCGCCAUCGCCCUCACCGGACAGAUCGCCCUCUCCGAUCCCCCUCCCGGCUUCCCUCCCGCCACCGCCGCACUCCGCGGUCGCCGCCGCCUCCGGCUCCCGUCGCCUCGCCGCUCCCAUAUGGACCCACGAGGAAACCCUUGCCCUCAUCGACGCCUACCGCGAUAAGUGGUACGCCCUCCGCCGCGGCAAUCUCCGCGCCUCCCACUGGCAGGAGGUCGCCGACGAUGUCGCCCGCCGCUGCCCCUCUGGCCCCUCGCCGCCCAAGUCCUCCGUCCAGUGCCGUCACAAGGUCGAGAAGCUCCGCAAGCGUUACCGCAGCGAACGCCACAAGUCGCUCCAGCUUGACCCCUCCCUCGCCCCUGCUUCCUCUUGGGUUUACUUCCGCAAGAUGGACGCCAUGGAGCAUGGUGGUGGAGCAGUCAGCGGCCCCCGUCGCCCCUCCGCCUCCCCUUCGCCCGCCCCGCCCCGCCCCCCUUCCGACGACGACGAGGAAGAGGAAGAAGAAGAAGACGACGACGACUACGACGGGCGCCGCGGCACGGGCGGUGGGAGCAAUACUCGCAGCAUGCACCGCCUAAUGGCUAAUGGCCGCGGAGCGAUCGGCGAGCUCAGAUUUACAAUCCCCAAGGCGGUUCGGUCCAAGGUUUCAAGGGCCGACGACAGGCCCGCGCCGAGCCCUAGUAUGAACCCUAACCCUACCACCCGCUUCUUCAGGGGUUACACCGGCUCACGGCCCGCGAUGGAGGAGAUGCGGCGCAAGAUGGAGAAGAAGAGGAGGAAGAGGAGGUUGGAGAUGGAGUCGAGUGCGGUCAGGGAGAUGGUGUCGGCGUUGAGGAUGCUGGGAGAUGGCUUUUUGAGGAUGGAGCAGAAGAAGAUGGAGAUGGCUAGGGAGAUGGAGAAGGUGAGGAUGGAGAUGGAACUGAAGCGCACCGAACUUAUCCUCGACUCACAGCGCCGGAUUGUAGAUGCCUUCUUGAAGGGCUUCUCUGGGAAGAAGCGGACUAAGGUCUCACCAGAGGACUGAUAAGGUCUUCCCCUUCUUUGCUUCUGACUUGUUUCUGUUUAGAUUAGAAUGUUUGAUGUAGAAGAUGCAGGAAGUCGAAUGGUAUUAGCUUAUUAAGUAGUGAUUUGCUCUUUAUUGCUUUUCUAGUUUUUCGGUAAUGGAACAAUAUGUGAAUUUUUCUGGCUUGAAUGUCCAAUAUUUUCUA
This is a messenger RNA of Musa acuminata AAA Group (dessert banana), 1660 nucleotides long. Its product is annotated as trihelix transcription factor ASIL2. The transcript has a single exon. Gene Ontology annotation, cellular component: nucleus. Lineage: Eukaryota; Viridiplantae; Streptophyta; Magnoliopsida; Zingiberales; Musaceae. The record is from RefSeq and is a predicted model, not a curated record. Gene Ontology annotation, molecular function: transcription cis-regulatory region binding. Bases 340 to 1476 code for a protein of 378 amino acids.